AGCAUCAUAAAGUGACGAAGAACGUAAACGACGACCAGUCGAUCGAGCAAUACGGACGGCCAUUGCGUCAUCUCAAGGUCGAAAGCGUUGCGUAGUGACCUAUUUGUACGAUGGCAGUUGUAAAGACAAUAUUCGUUUUAACAUUAUUUUAUGUUGUGCUAUGUACAGGUAGUAGAGAAGUUCAAAGAGCUAGAGUGAGUAAGGAGGGACGUUGUCCUGAUGUAAGUCAAAAUAUAGGCAGUGGUGUGUGCUCAAGCGAUUGCAGUAAUGAUUUAGACUGUCAUGAUGACAUGAAAUGCUGUAGCAGUGACUGUGGCCAGUACACCUGUGCUCAACCUGUAGAUGAGGUUGUGUGUGAAAUUCCUUGCCCAAGAAUAUAUCAACCUGUUUGUGGUACUGAUGGUGAAACUUACAGCAGUGAGUGCAUCUUGAAUUUUACUACGUGCACCCGUAAUCAACAGUUUGUUCAGAUGCUUCACGAUGGUCCCUGCACAGAAAACGAUUUAAACAAUCGUGAAAACCAAGCUUCAGCAGGCCCAUGUGCAAUUGAACUGGAAAAAGUGAUGGGAUCCCGAAAAAUGCCGUUGAUUGGAGCGAAGAUCCCACAAUGUGACAACGAAGGCUAUUACAAAGCUAAGCAGUGCUGGGGAUCAGUUGGUAUGUGUUGGUGCUCUGAUCGCAAUGGGAAUGAGAUGUCCAAACCCAAACGAGGAAAACUCACAAUGGAUUACUGCCUACUCAUGAGAGGUACCCUGAAACCAAGCCCCUAGAAAAUGGACAGUAUUGUACUUGUUUACUGUAUGAACAACAGUCUCAGGAUAAACAUUCUAGGUUGAUGUUGCCAUUGAAGAGAGGCUAUAUCCUGGUAAUCCGAUAGCCUAAAGCUGUAGAGUUUCAUUAUGAUAAGACUGCUAGGGUGUUAACUCCAAUGUGUGUAAUGUUUCAAAACUUGCAGUUUUGUAUCGGUACUCUCCUAGUAGGCUGACAGAAAUUCAGCCAACCACAGCCCACCUAGAUAUCAUUUUCAAUGAUCAUCCUUGUAUGAAAGUCUUGAAUGCAGCUAGGCUGCGCAUAUGUUAUGCUUAAGACCUGCUGUGUGACUGUGUGGAAUCGCCUUUUUACGCUGUUCAUUAAUAAUUGUUUUUUAGUUCAUAAUUUCUUUAUUAUAUGAUUCUAUUUUUGUUUUUCAUGUAUUUUUAUGGAUAUUAUAAUUGUUUUUUUACUUUGUAAUUUUAACAGUUCUUAUUAUGGCGAAGAGAAAAAGUUUUCUAUUUACUUACAAUAAGUCCAAUCAUCAUCAUCAUCAUAAUAAUCAUCAUCAUUAUCAUCAUCAUUAUUACUAUUAUGUAUUUUUAAUUACUAGUCCUGUAGGUGGCGGUCUUUCUUUAGCGGCCAUCUUGUAGAGUACCGAUCCACAAAUCUGCAAUGCUUCAUUGCAUAGUUUGCAGGCCCGUUUUAAUAACUUUAUGCCUGGCUAGAACUUAUUCUCCAAGAAGAAGAUAUUUAUAUAAUCCAUUAUAAGCAUACAUUAGCUCCAUUUUUAGCAUGAUUGUUGCAUGUAUAAACGGUGAUUGUAUAUUUUUCAAAGUGUGCAUGCAAUAAGUAAUUACUUUUUAAUCAAUAAAUAAUAAAAUAUUAUUUAACUUUAUUAUUUUUUUUGUAUUAUUGUUUUAAUUAAUAAGAUUAAGAUAUAUUUAAUAAAUUUAUUAUUAAUCAUAUUUCCAUAAAUCGCAAAUUACUGUGCAAAGUUAAACUGCAGAAAAAACACAGAUAUAAAUAAUUACCUACAUCAUUGAUACACAUUUUAUUUUGUUUGGGUGAUGAUUUGAAAUUCCUAAGUGAAGUAUUUUAUGCAGUGAAAUUGAAUAGUUUGGGAGACCUAUUUUGGAAUCCCAUUCCACAAUUAAUUCACCACUAAAUAGUUCUUUAUGUAUGGGAAUAUGGAGUAAAUUUUGCUUAAAUUAACAAUAAUACUAUUAAAGUACAUAUAUAUAAUUAAAAAAAAAAAAGAAGAUAUGUAGAGGAUAACAAAUAGACAUUGUUGUGAUGAUGGGGACAACAACUGUUGAUCGUGCAAUAAGAGGUAGCCCCAUUCUAAGCGACUUACAGUAUAGUAAUUCUUUACCAAAGUUCACUCAUUAUUCACAGAUAAUUAAUAAGUUCUGAAAAGUUAAUAAAGUAUUUUGUAUUAGAAAAA
Anneissia japonica is the source of this 2197-nucleotide messenger RNA. Its product is annotated as ovoinhibitor-like. Gene Ontology annotation, cellular component: extracellular region. NCBI's taxonomy places the organism in Eukaryota, Metazoa, Echinodermata, Crinoidea, Comatulida, Comatulidae. The transcript has 6 exons. The coding region runs from base 111 to 770 and encodes 219 amino acids. Gene Ontology annotation, molecular function: protein binding; peptidase inhibitor activity. The record is from RefSeq and is a predicted model, not a curated record.